UUUUUGAUUAGUAAUAUGCAUUAUUAAGAACUUAAUUUGGUCAACUUUAAAGCUCAUUUUCUCAAUAUUUAGAUUUUUUUGCACCCUCAGAUUCCACAUAUUCAAAUAGUUGUAUCAUAUUCCAGAUUUUCAAAUAAUCAACCAAAUAUUGUCCUAUCCUAACAAACCAUACAUCAAUGAAAAGCUUAUUUAUUCAGCUUUCAGAUGAUGUAUAAAUCUCAAUUUUGAAAAUUUGACCCUUAUGACUGGUUUUGUGGUCCAGGGUCACAUUUUGUAAAUUUUCUACCGUAAAUAUAUAAAAAUUUAAUUUUUGCUUAGUAAUAUGCAUUGCUAAGAACUUCAUUUGGACAAAUUUAAAGGCGAUUUUCUCAAUAUUUAGAUUUUUUUUCCCAUUCAGAUUCCAGAUUUUCAAAUAAUCGGCCAAAUAUUGUCCUAUCCAAACAAACUAUACAUCAAUGAAAAGCUUAUUUAUUCAGCUUUCAGAUGAUGUAUAAAUCUCAAUUUCGAAAAUUUGACCCUUAUGACUGGUUUUGUGGCCCAGGGUCACAUUUUGUAAAUUUCCUACCGUAAAUAUAUCAAAACUUAAUUUUUGCUUAGUAAUAUGCAUUGCUAAGAACUUCAUUUUGACAAAUUUAAAGGCGAUUUUUUUCAAUAUUAAUUUUUUUUCUUCAGAUUCCAGAUUUUCAAAUAUUCGGCCAAAUAUUGUCCUAUCCUAACAAACCAUACAUCAAUGGAAAGCUUACUUAUCCAGCUUUCAGAUGAUGUAUAAAUCUAGAUUUCAAAAAACUGACCCUUAUGACUAUUUUUGUGGUCCAGGCUCAAGAGGUUGGCAACUUAUUCAAGUGAUAAAUGAUCAGGGCUCUCAGGAGUGAUUAUUUCUGUUUGGCUGAAAGUAAGAGAGCUUGUGGUCUGGUGACGUCACGCGCUCCGGCAUCACGUGGGGCGGUGAGGAUCAGCUGAUCGGCAGCACUUCCUCAUUGGAAUUCGCGAUGUUUUGACGGAGACCUGCUGCAAAUAACACUGCUGGAUCAUCCUUCAGCUCUGGGCGUUUGGCUUUUGUCACCUUCUCUUAAUGAAUACCUCAGACAGUGAAGAGGACUCUUACAACGAGAGGUCGGCUCUGGUCCAGUCCGAAAGCCCAACCAUCCCCUCGUACAACCAAGAUCAUGAUAUGUCUCUGCCCCAGGAAACAGACACCAAACGGCGGCGGACGGUCAGCUCAGGUUUGGUCGAACCAGGGCCGGUGGAGCGAGAGCAGGCGUCCACUCCUGAUGGAGAAGAAGAAGAGCUGACCCUCAAAUAUGGCGCUAAGCACGUCAUCAUGCUCUUCAUUCCAGUCACGCUCUGCAUGGUGGUGGUGGUGGCAACAAUCAAGUCCGUCAGUUUCUACACGGAGAAGAGCUCACAGCGGCUCAUCUACACUCCGUUCGAAGAGGAUCCGAACUCUGUCGGUCAGAGGCUCUUGUAUUCGCUCCUCAACACCAUCGUCAUGAUCAGCGUGAUUGUCUUCAUGACCAUAAUACUGGUGGUGCUUUAUAAGUAUCGCUGCUAUAAAUUCAUUCAUGGCUGGCUGAUUCUGUCUUCACUGAUGUUGCUCUUCUGGUUCAGCUUCAUGUAUCUGGGCGAGGUGUUCAAGACAUAUAAUGUGGCUAUGGACUACCCGACGUUAGUGAUGAUCAUCUGGAAUUUUGGCGUAGUGGGAAUGAUCUGCAUUCACUGGAAAGGGCCGUUGCGGCUGCAGCAGGCGUACCUCAUUGUCAUCAGCGCCCUUAUGGCGCUCAUCUUCAUCAAAUACCUGCCUGAAUGGUCAGCAUGGGUCAUACUGGGAGCCAUCUCGAUAUAUGAUCUGAUAGCGGUGCUGUGUCCGAAAGGCCCAUUGAGGAUGCUGGUUGAGACGGCGCAAGAAAGGAACGAACCAAUUUUCCCUGCACUUAUAUAUUCAUCCGCCAUGGUUUGGAUGGUUGGCAUGGCUGAUUCUAGUAAUCCAGAUUCCACUGAUGAAAGACGGCGGAAUGAAGGCGGAGCCCGGGCACAGGAGGGGGUGGAGUCAGAGGAUGAUGCGGCACAGGGAGGGAGGCGGCGGUAUUCAGCAGAAGAGGAACUUGAGGAAGACCGAGGGGUGAAGCUGGGUCUUGGUGAUUUCAUCUUCUACAGUGUCCUAGUAGGAAAGGCUGCCGCCACCGGAGGAGACUGGAACACCACACUGGCCUGCUUUGUGGCCAUUCUCAUUGGACUGUGCCUGACGCUCCUCCUGCUGGCCAUUUUCAAGAAGGCCCUUCCGGCUCUCCCCAUCUCCAUCACCUUCGGCCUGGUCUUCUACUUCUCCACAGACAAUCUGGUACGGCCCUUCAUGGACAGCCUGGCAGCCCACCAGUACUACAUCUGACAGAAAGCAACUGACACAUGAAGGACUUUAUCAGAACACAGUCGUUACAACAUUUCAACGAGAUUCAAACGUUUUUAGUUCUUAUGAAUCCAAGCAGGUUUCUGAUAUUUUUGAAAUGCUCUAGGUGAGUGCAGGUGUAAAAUGUAUCAAAACAAGCAAACCGAUUUCAGCUCUGAGUUGUCGUGCAUCUUUGCAUUGGCAUUUUGGUUUUAACUGAGAAUAUAGUUUUGUUAUUCUUACUGAGAAGGUAAAUGACUUAGAAGUGUGAUCAGCAGGUGUCAAUGAAGGCAUAAAUAACGACUUGAGAAGAACAGAUUGCUGCUAGAUUGAGUCGUGAGGCAGAAGCCUGUAUAUGUGGCCUACAUAUAGCAGUGUAAGUGCUGUAGGCUUGCCAGUGGUUACAGCAUAAUAAACUAAUCACACAAAUAGUUUUUCCUGCAUAUUUUCGUUUUUAGAAUCACUAACAUUGUGGCAGGUAAACAAAUGAAGGCCAAUGAAAGUGUAUAACACAUAUUUGUUGUACAUACACAGGGCUGGGUGAUGCAUUUAAUAUUCACAAAAAUAUUUAUUUGCCAUUUACAGUUACACUGUUGUUCAUGUUAUCACAGAUCCAUUAAUAUGAACAGAUAACUUUUGAUUUUAAUGAUGCAUCAGUAAAUGUUUAAAUGUUUGAACUAAUAUUAAUAGAUGCUUCAAUAGAUGUUGGUUCAUGUUACCUCAGGUCCAUUAUUUAAUAUGAACUGAGACAACUUUAUUAACAUUAAAUAGUGUUAAUAAAUGCUUUAGACAUUUUUCAUUAUUAGUUUGUGUAAAGGAUUAGCUCACUUCCAGAACAAAAAAUUAUAGAUAAUGUACUCACCCCCUUUUCAUUCAAGAUGUUCAUGUCUUUCUUUUUCAGUCGUAAAGAAAUUGUUUUUGAAAAAAAACAUUUCCAUGUCCAUGUUAAUGGACUUUUAUGUUAAACCGACCCAAAUUUGAACUUCCAAAAUGCAGUUUAAAUGCAGCUUUAAAGGCCUCUAAACGAUCCUAACUGAAGAAUAAGAGCUUUGAUCUAUCUAAUUACAAUUUAUAAACUUUUUAACCUUAAGCCCUCUUCUUGUCUGGUUCUAUGUGAACUUUUUUUUUUUUCAAUCGGUCGUGACAGUUAGGGUACAUCUAAAAACUCCCGUCUCAUUUUCUCCUCCAACUUCGAAAUCGUCCUACAUCGCUGUUUUUUACUUUUUUUGUAAAGGGUGUUUGAUCGUCUGUGCGUGUUCACUUUGUAAAAUCUGGGAAUUGUGAAGUUGGAGGAGAAAAUGAGACGGGAGUUUGUAGAUGUACCCUAACUGUCAUGACCAGAAAAAACAGAGUUCAAACAAAGCUAGACGAGACAAGCAUUUGAGGUUAAAAAGCACAUAAAAUGUAAUUUAAAAAAUAAAAAUAACCGAUCGUUUUGCUAGAUAAGACCCUUUUUUCUCGGCUGGGAUCGUUUAGAGCUCUUUGAAGCUGCAUUUAAACUGCAUUUUCCAAGUUUAAAUUUAGGGGCACCAUAGAAGUCCGUUACUUCUAUGUUUUUCUCAAAAAAACCUAAUUUCUUUACGACUGAAGAAUAAAAAUACAUGAACAUCUUGGAUGACAAAAGGGCUGAGUACAUUAUCUGUAAGUUUUUGUUCUGGAAGUGAAGUAAUCCUUUAACAAACCUGUAAAAUGUUACCCAAAUACAUAAAUAUCAAGAUAUACAAAUUGAAUAAUGUCAAACGAUUGUAAAAUAUUAUGAAAUCUAAGAUUUAUUGCCUAAGCUGUAUCACCCAGCUCUAGUCGUGGAACAACACAGCAAAAUUAUUGUAUUUUUUUUUAUUAAAACGCACAUUUCCAGGUAUCAGUUUACAAAUUUGAUCAAGUCUUUGGUUUACAUUUGAUCUACAAACUCUUCCUGACAAUGUCACUGUCAAAUUUAAAAAUAAGUACACUGGAAUCGUGUAUCUAGGAUUUCUUCUAGACCCAUAUCAGGUAUGCCAGCUCAUAGAAGUUGUUGGUGCCUUGCUUUGUUGUUUUUCUGUGCCAUUUGAAUCGCACACAAGAACUAGUGCACUGGAGUUGCAAUAUAGAGACACGUGGACAGAAACUGGAUAGAAACUCAGUUCUCUUACUCUAGUUUCAGGUCAAUAACAAUAUUUAUCUUGUUUUUCACAGCAUCUUUUGUUUAAAGGGAUGGUUUACACAAAAAUGAAAAUUAUCUCAUGAUUUACUCAUCCUAGGUGUAUAUGAGGUUCUUCUUUCAGACUAAUACAAUGGGAAUUUUAAUAAAAAAGUCCUGGCUCUUCCAAGCUGCAUAAUGGUAGUGAAUGGGUGUUGAGGUUUUGAAGUUCAAUAAAGUGCAUCCAUCCAUAAAAAGUACAGCUUUGGGGGGUUAAUAAAAGCCUUCUGAAGCAAUUCGAUGUGUUUGCGUAAGAAAAAUAUGCGUACGACAGUUAGCGGAAGCUUGAUAUUAUGGUUGUAAAGUUUUAAAUAUGAGUAUUUUUCUUACACAAAUGCAUCGAUUUGCUUCAGGAGGCCUGUAUUAACCACAAGUGAAGCACUUUUUAUGAUGGAUGGACACACUUUAUUGGAUUUCAAAAUCUCAACUCAGCCAGGACAAUUUUUAAUAUAACUCAGAAUGUAUUCAUCUGAAUGAAGAAAAUCAUAUGUAUCUAGGAUGGCUUGAAGGUAAAUAAAUCAUUGGGAUGAACUAUCCUUUUAACAUCAUACUUAAUGUAAAAAGGCAUCUAUAAUCUUCGUAUGAAUUUUCUUAAACUAAUCAAAAACGUGGUUGUAUGUAGUGCUGAGAGUCAUUCGCUGUAAGACCCUCUCGGCUAAAUGUGUUCCUUUUUUAUCAGCUGUUACCUGAAUGGAAACGAACCAUUGCUAUCACACGUUUUUAUACUGCUUUACUGGACAUGGUGAUUACAGCUGCUUGAGAAACAGAUAUGCUUUGAGCGUUUUAGGAAUAUUUUGCAUAUGCUGAGAGCGUUUAAUCUUUAUACUGAAGAAAGAAAUUAUAUUUACUACAGAUUCAACUUUUAAUUGUUUUUAUAUGUUCACAGGUAAAAGGAAUUGUUUCCCUCUCUUGAUUUUGUUUUUGUCAUGCACAAUUGCUUGGUGUCGUGUAAUAAUAAAAUAUCAAGCAAAUAAAUGGAUUUUUUUCGGAGGUGAAUUUUUGUAAAUGCCAAGCUAAUUUAGUGGAAGUUUUAGCUGCCUUGUCAAUGACCAAAUAAAGAAAAACCAUACU
Molecule: messenger RNA, 5633 nt
Organism: Labeo rohita (rohu)
Lineage: Eukaryota; Metazoa; Chordata; Actinopteri; Cypriniformes; Cyprinidae
Gene: psen2
Product: presenilin 2
Exons: 11
Coding region: 1073-2386 (437 amino acids)
Biological process (GO): calcium ion transport; protein processing; negative regulation of apoptotic process
Cellular component (GO): Z disc; membrane raft; perinuclear region of cytoplasm
Molecular function (GO): aspartic endopeptidase activity, intramembrane cleaving
Source: RefSeq, a predicted model, not a curated record